AUGUCGACGGCCUCAAUCCCAACCAGCCCUAUCGUCUUUUAUGACAUUGCCAUGCGCCCCCCCGUGGGGGAGAACUGCUGCUCCCCAAACCCCUGGAAAACCCGACUGGCACUCAACUUCAAAGGUCUCCCAUACUCGACCUCAUGGGUGGCGUUACCCGACGUUUCCAAAGUGCGCCGCAGUCUCAAAGUACCAGCCUGUCGCAAAUUUGCCGAUGGCGUCGACUUUUUUACCCUUCCUAUCAUCGAGGAUCCCGCCACCGAGUCGUUGGUCGGCGACUCCUUCGAUAUCGCGGUCUACCUACAGAAAACGUAUCCGACCUCGGGCGCGGGCGACCUUUUCCCCCCUCAGGCGCUCGACUACGUCUUCACGCCCGAUCUUCCGACACUUAUACCACUAUCAGAAUGUAGCGAGAGUGACUUUCCUGAAUACGCCAGAUUCAAUGUGAACGUCGACGCCGCCUUUACCGCACAUACACAGCUUUCGAUCCAGUGUUUCCCGUUCGAUCCAGCUACUGCCGAGAUCAGUAAGGCUGAAUUUGUCCGGCGUGCGGGUGCCACGUGUUGGGAGGACUUUACCUUGGUUGGCGAGCAGCGAGAGAAGAUGAAAGCUUCGUUCCGGAACAUGCUGGGUGGUCUGGCUGAGCUAUUCCUGAGGGACACUAGUGGGCCCUUUCUGCUCGGAACAAGGGCUAGCUAUGCGGACAUGAUCGUCGAUGGGUGGCUGCGGAUGAUGCGCGUGACUAUACCGGAGAGUGAAUGGCAAGAGUUGAGAAGUUGGCAUGGGGGACUUUUCGGGCAGUUGCAUGAUGCGUUGGAGGUAUAUGCGGAGGUAAAAUAG
Penicillium canariense is the source of this 840-nucleotide messenger RNA. RefSeq lists its product as uncharacterized. NCBI's taxonomy places the organism in Eukaryota, Fungi, Ascomycota, Eurotiomycetes, Eurotiales, Aspergillaceae. The record is from RefSeq and is a predicted model, not a curated record. Bases 1 to 840 code for a protein of 279 amino acids. The transcript has a single exon.